This is a messenger RNA of Coregonus sp. 'balchen', 1057 nucleotides long. The record is from the annotation of a GenBank genome assembly. NCBI's taxonomy places the organism in Eukaryota, Metazoa, Chordata, Actinopteri, Salmoniformes, Salmonidae.
AUGUCUGAAGUACUACAAGACGAAAUGAGUAAUUAUGGAAAUGAGGACGAUGAGGGACACCUUUCCUUCACCUGUCGCCUACAAGACACCAACAACUUCUUCAGCGGCUCGCAGGGGGGCAAACGCCCGCCCAAACUUGGACAGAUAGGCAGAAGCAAACGAGGUAACUAUGACGAUCAAAGUAUUUUCAGUUGUGUUAUGGGGAUGUGUUAUGGGGAUGUCUCCAUUGUCCAUUUACUCAACAUUGGAUGGGAAAUAAUGGUAGGCUAUCGGCAAUUCAAUGGGAAGUUUAUUCUGAUGAAUAUGGUAUGGGAUCAAUGGUUUUUAAGAAGACGUUUGGAUGCGCAGUGCGUGCGUGCUGCUGUCAAAUGCCUCUAGGUCCAUGUGUAAAACUCAGUUCCACAAUGUACUUCACAUCAACGGAGUUGACCGGCGACUAGUGUGGCCGGACUGGAGCUCAGACAUCACAUAAAAUUAAGUUUUUAUAAAAAACGAUGGAUUUCAGCACUCAAAGAAUAGCACACAUCGUGGAUUAGAGUUUUACUUGGCUAAGUGUUGCCAUGCUGUUUCACUGAAUAUUCCAACCCACAUGCAUGGUGCGAUUCUAUAGGAUUGUAGAAUAUAUUCUGUGUGUCUUAUUCUUGUGUGUGUGUGUGUGGGUGGGUGGGUGUUUGUUUGUGUGUGCAUGCAUGUGUGUGUUGUGCAUGACCAAUUAAAUAAACUUGAAAUGUGUUAUAUACAACUCAUCUAAAACAUUUGCAAAUGAACACACACAGCAUCUCUCUCUCUCUCUCUCUCUCUCUCUCUCUCUCCUCUCUCUCUCUCCUCUCUCUCUCUCUCUCUCUCUCUCUCUCUCUCUCCUUCCGUGCAGUGCUGUAGCCCAGUGCAUGAGUUCCAUGCAUUCAUAUCAAUUAAAGAUUAGAUUCUUAGAUGUGAUAACGUGUCAACCCCCCUCCUCAUCAUCGUCUCUCUCAUGUUCUUCACAGUCGUCGAGGAUGAGAGUGGCGUUGACGAGGCGCAGAAAAACGGGACAGAGAAAACACAGACGGAGGCUUAA